CGCUACAGCGGGACAGUUAACGGCAGCAACGGUCGCGGGGCCGACAAGCAAAAACAGACAAUAAGGGAAGGAGGCGUUGUGGAGCACAGCGAGUCCCUUCUAGUUACUCGGGCAUGCGCAGAGGAGUUGAGAUAGGUUGGGAAGAGAGGUUGUUUGCGGGAGACGUUAUCAAGUGCCACCCGGGUUCUCUGAUGCCUGCCAAAGGAAAAGGAGCUCUGAAGGCAAAGAGUUUUGAAGGUCAACCAGGACCUUCCAGCAAAAGGAGGGGACCAGAUGGUAGAAGAACAAGAAAGAAACCAGAGAGAGAACAAGAUACACCGUCAGUAAGGAAGAAGCGGAAAACACAGCCUUCCGAAGACGUAUCUUCUCCAGUGAGAAAAGUUGUGGUGACUCCAGGUCAAAGAGCAAAAUGGCAACUGCUUCCAGAGAGCUCUCGAGCGUACCUCGAAUCCCUGAUGCGUGGGUUAAUACUAUCUAUUAUUUAUGAAAAACCCCAAAACCGAGGGGAAAUUGAAAGGCACUUAAACCACCUCAAGGAAAGGCUUUUGAAACGCUUUGAGAGUCUUAGAGUCCCUGUGGAGAAGCAAGGUAGCCUGAAGAAUAUGAAGAAGCUUCAGGCGGAGGAAGAAGAGAAGAUUGCAGUGAUUGAAAGGGGACUGGCAGAACUAGAGGAGGAAAUAGACAAAGCUGUGGAAGAAGCACAUCUUAGAGACAGGAAUAUUGCAAGUCUUCAGAACAAAGUGCAGACAUUAAAAUGUGAGCUGGCAGAAGAAGAAGAAAAAAUGAGUCAGCUCUUUGUGAAAGAAAGUAAGGAUGUUCUUGCUCUUCCUAAACUUCCAAAAGAGAGUCUAAAUGCACCUGUUCUUCAGGAUGUGAUAUUGAAGAUCCAAAACCAAGAAGGUGUUCUUAGUGAGUUGAACUAUAUUCAGCAGACAAAGGAGAUGAAGGCUAUGUUGGAUUCUCUUGAACAAGCCUAUGAAAAUAUAUAUGAAUAUGAAACCCAAAACCAAGAAGGCAGUAGCUCUUCCGGAACAGGCCUCCUAAACAAAGUAGCUCAUCCCAGACAAAGAAGAUGAAUACUGCCUAUUGAAGAACAGACAUAAAGAUGCAUCCCAUUUUCAUCUUACAAGAAUGCAUAAAAGAGAGGCUUGGAAUGAACCAUUUUUUUCUCUUCAAUCCCUGAUGCUCUUACAUUCUGCAUUCCUCAAUUUCCCAAUAUAUUUGGGACUCUGACAUGUCUAACCAACCAGCCUCUGUACAAAAGCAGGUCUUCUGCUUGUCAUAACACCUGAUCUCACCUGAUGCUGGUUUCUAUUG
Molecule: messenger RNA, 1317 nt
Organism: Eublepharis macularius
Lineage: Eukaryota; Metazoa; Chordata; Lepidosauria; Squamata; Eublepharidae
Gene: CENPQ
Product: centromere protein Q
Exons: 10
Coding region: 114-1076 (320 amino acids)
Source: RefSeq, a predicted model, not a curated record